This is a messenger RNA of Odobenus rosmarus divergens (Pacific walrus), 1032 nucleotides long. RefSeq names its product melanoma-associated antigen B16-like. Bases 1 to 1032 code for a protein of 343 amino acids. Gene Ontology annotation, cellular component: nucleus. Gene Ontology annotation, biological process: negative regulation of transcription by RNA polymerase II. NCBI's taxonomy places the organism in Eukaryota, Metazoa, Chordata, Mammalia, Carnivora, Odobenidae. The record is from RefSeq and is a predicted model, not a curated record. The transcript has 2 exons.
AUGGCAAAGACCUUAAGAGGUCCAGCCUCAAGUAAGCAGAAAAAGGAAUCCCAGGCCCUGCCAGGAAUCCAAGUCUCCAAGGCUGUGGAGGAGGCCUCUCCUUCCAUUUGUCCUCUGAUGCCUGGCAACAUGGAGGAAGCUCUGGCUGCUGGAACAUCCACCACUCCCCUGGGUCCUCAGAGUGCCUACUCAUCUUAUACUGUCAUCACGGCCAUCUCACCAAGCAAAUCAGAUGAGGGCUCCAGCAGCCAAGAAAAGGAAGAUAGUUCAACUUCUUCAUCAAAGUCCCUGUCCGACAUCGAGAACUUCCCCAUAGACCUUGCAGGUGAGAAGGUGAUGAUGCUGGUGCAGUUCCUGCUGCAUAAGUGUCAAAUGAAAGAGCCCAUCACAAGGGCAGAUAUGAUUGAUGUUAUCCAAGAGUGCAAUGAUGACUUCCCCGAGAUCCUCAGGAAAGUCUUCAAGUGCAUGGAGCUGGUCUUUGGUGUUGCUAUGAAUGAGGUGGACCCCACCAGCCACAGUUAUGUCCUUUUCAACAAACUGGGCCUCACUUAUGACGCUAGGCUUGGUCAUGAGGACAGCAUGCCCAAGACCAGCCUCCUGAUAAUUGUCCUGGGCAUGAUCUUCAUGAAGGGCAAUUGUGCCACUGAGGAGGAGAUCUGGGAAGUGCUGAAUAUGAUGGACUUAUAUGCUGGGAGGAAGCACUUCAUCUUUGCGGAGCCCAGGAAGUUCAUCACCCAAGAUUUGGUGCAAGAAGAGUACGUGGAGUACCGCCAGGUGGCCAACAGUGAUCCUCCACGCUACAAGUUCCUGUGGGGCCCCAGAGCCCACGCUGAAGCCAGCAAGAUGAAAAUGCUGGAAUUUUUGACGAAGAUCCAUGAGUCCAACCCCAGGUGCUUCCCAUCCCAGUAUGAGGACGCUUUGAGAGAUCAAGCAGAGAGAGCCCGAGCCAGACCAGUAGCCAAGGAGGGUGCUAGUGCCAUGGGCAGCACCCAUUCUAGGCUUGUGAUUUGUGAACAUUCACAAACUUUCUAA